This is a messenger RNA of Polyodon spathula (Mississippi paddlefish), 3897 nucleotides long. RefSeq names its product endoplasmic reticulum-Golgi intermediate compartment protein 2-like. The transcript has 14 exons. The record is from RefSeq and is a predicted model, not a curated record. NCBI's taxonomy places the organism in Eukaryota, Metazoa, Chordata, Actinopteri, Acipenseriformes, Polyodontidae. Gene Ontology annotation, biological process: endoplasmic reticulum to Golgi vesicle-mediated transport; retrograde vesicle-mediated transport, Golgi to endoplasmic reticulum. The coding region runs from base 233 to 1369 and encodes 378 amino acids. Gene Ontology annotation, cellular component: COPII-coated ER to Golgi transport vesicle; membrane; endoplasmic reticulum.
GUUAGAGGUAACAGUGAGUAAGUAGCUAGCUAGCCACAGUGGGAACUGCCCACCGACUGUACAAUAAAUAGUGUAAUUUAAGGUCUGUCGUCCAGGGUUUACCACCGAGUUAUACUUAACGAAAACAGAUUAAUCUGUCAUAGGGACCGGGUUCGAAAGGCACAUACGACGUGGAAAAUACAUGCAACAAAGGUGAAAUAUAUGAAGGAAGAGGUGGAGGGUUCCCCUGAAGAUGAUGAGGCGACUGAACCGGAAAAAGGCCCUCCAUUUGGUUCAAGAGCUGGAUGGUUUCCCUAAAGUUCCUCAAAGCUAUGUGGAGACAACAGCAAGUGGGGGAACAGUUUCUUUAAUAGCCUUUACAACCAUGGCUGUUUUAGCCAUUCUGGAGUUCUUUGUGUAUCAGCAUACCUGGAUGAAAUAUGAAUAUGAAGUUGACAAAGAUUUUUCCAGUAAAUUAAGAUUAAAUAUAGAUAUCACCGUUGCUAUGAGAUGCCAAUAUAUUGGUGCAGAUGUGUUAGAUUUAGCAGAAACAAUGGUAGCAGCAUCAGAUGAUCUAACAUAUGAACCAGUUAAUUUUGACCUGUCACCUCUGCAAAGAAUUUGGCAAAGAACACUGCUACACAUUCAGAGUCGACUACGAGAAGAGCAUUCGCUUCAAGAUGUUUUAUUUAAAAGUGUUUUUAAAGGAGCUCCAACAUCCUUGCCUCCAAGGGAAGAUAAUCCUUCACAGCCCCCCAAUGCUUGCAGGAUACAUGGACACCUGUAUGUCAACAAAGUUGCAGGGAAUUUUCACAUAACAGUGGGCAAGGCAAUUCCUCACCCGCGAGGCCAUGCUCAUUUAGCAGCUCUUAUUAGCCACGAUACUUACAACUUCUCACAUCGAGUAGAUCAUUUAUCAUUCGGGGAGGAAAUUCCAGGAAUUAUUAAUCCUUUGGAUGGAACAGAAAAAAUUUCAAUAGAACAUAAUCACAUGUUCCAGUACUUCAUCACAAUUGUGCCAACGAAGCUAAAAACAUACAAGAUCUCCGCAGAUACUCACCAGUUUUCAGUCACAGAACAGGAACGUGUAAUAAACCAUGUGACAGGCAGUCAUGGUGUAUCAGGGAUAUUCAUGAAAUACGACAUUAGCUCACUCAUGGUGACGGUGACCGAGCAGCACAUGCCGUUCUGGCAAUUCCUCGUCCGCCUCUGUGGCAUUAUUGGAGGGAUCUUCUCAACAACAGGAAUGGUACAUGGACUUGUUGGCUUCUUAGUGGACAUUGUCUGCUGUCGUUUUAAACUAGGUACUUACAAGCCUAAAGAUGUCAGUCUCCUGGAUGGACAUGUGAAUAACCACACAGCUCUGAUAACGGAAAACAACAAGCACUAGCUUAUGAACCAUCGUUCCCUUCCUUCUUCUCUUCUCAUGCAAUGCAAUGGUUUCACAAGACACUGGUGGGCUACAAAGGAAUACAACUUUUGAAAAAGAAAACAUUUGGGUACUUUUUUGUAGAUUGAAAAUUUCUAGUGAUCUUUAAGAUUGUCAUAUUAUUGCUAGGCAGAUUUCAUUUAAAGAUGCAGUAGAAUUUUUUAGAUCUAUGGAUGUAUCUUUAACAGAAUCCGUCUUGUUUUUCACCCAAGAUAAAGCAUAUCAUUUUGAGUGUCCAUGUUCUUAAUAAUUUAUUAAAUAAGCAGUUUAGUGUAUCACCACAAGUUGUAGAUACAAAGGUCUGUUAUCCACAAGGCAGCCUGUUUAUGCAAAACAGAUUUUAAUGGUAACAUAAUGAAACGUACAUAUGCAAGGUUUCAAAGAAUAUUCUGAAAAAUGGCUGCAUCUUUACCUUUUAAAAAAGAAUGGUAUUGUGUCAAGUCUUAUAAUUUUCACCUAUCAAGUGUAAUACAUGUUGAACAGAACAGUCCUUGAAAGUAAGUCUCAAAUUCUCCUAAGUUGUUGUCUCUGCUGUAUUGACAUGUCAUGAUUUAAAAGAGAAUUUUCACAAAAGUUAUACCGACCUCAGAUAAGAGGUACAAGAACAAAAGCGAUCUAAACCUGACCCUAAGGACGUGGAGGACAAACCGCUUCUGACUUAAGAAAAACGAUGUUCUUGUUCAGCAUGGCAGCCUUCAGCACGAUCUUGGGGGGUUCAUUCCACCUCCUUGGGCCUGUCUGGCCCACGGUAGAACCAGGCACAAAACAAAGCAUGUUAUUUCAAGUUUCAGGAUAAAUCAUUUCUCUAAAUAAAAACAACUACUUGACUUUAGAAAGAAAGUGAUCGCACGGAGUUUGCAGUACGCAGUAGUCCAGGAUGUUAAAUGACCCUCCAGGUAGGAAACCUUUUCCACACCUGGUCUUGACUUCAUUGGAUUCUUUUGUUCUGGUUCUUCUGAAAUCCUGUCACCCUCAUCCAUGUUUUAUUUUCCCAUUGGUGCUUCCAAAAACAAAAGCCCCUUAGAAUUAAGUCCUGUGUAGUGGGCCACUAUUAAAAUUAAUGUUGCUGUUUUACCAAGGACAGUAUUGGCCAGUAUUUGUUUUCUUACCUGUUUUUCAUAAACAUGCAUAUAACGUUUUCCCUUAAAGUCCUUGGCUUUAUAUGCAAAAGUGAAAACAUUCUUUUAAGCUGGUGUAUAUUAAAAAUAAACGGCUCUGUGUGUUCUAUUAUUAUUUUUCAUUCAAUAUUAUUUUCCUAUGCAGAGCCUAAAUUAGGAACAAAAAAAGGGACAAAAAAAAGGGCUUUUUAAGGUUUUAGCUUCACUAGGUGUAUGUACAAUUCUCAGUAUGUGUAGUAUCUUGUUCGAUACAUUGUUAAAUGGAAAAACUUUAGAAUAGUAAAAUUGACACUAGAAAAAAAAUUAUAUCCUCACUGUAUUUUGCUUUUAUUCUGUAGAACCUUUUUUCUUAUUCCUUUUCAUUCUGUAUUGUAAAGCACUGCAUAAUCGCUUAAGAUAAACAUAUUUUGAGGAUACAUUUAGACUUCUUUAAUUGUCUUAACAUUUUCUAAUACAUCCACUAAUCAUCGACUACCUUCCCUGAAGAAGCAGUCAAAGAUUAAGUUGGUAAAUUGUUUCAGUAAAACUAGUCAGUGCUUUAUGUUCUAAAAAGUGAGCUAGUCAGUGGUUGCUCAAAAAAAAAAAAAAAAAAAAAAAAAAAAAUCAGUUUUAAGUUGUUCACCAAAUAGCCACAUGGUAUAUAAAGUAAACGGCAAUCCUGUAAAUGUCUGUAACUGUGUGCAAUUUAUAAUGUUUUUAAAUAGCGUGCUUAUGUUUUCAACUGUACUGAGUGGUUAUUUAUGUAAGAUGACCUUACACAGCCAGGAAAAAAAAUAUUUGGGCCUGUAGGUCUGUCUGGGUCCAAAUGAAACUGGGGUGAUCUACAGCAAAACCCCCAAGGCUGACAAGGUCCUAGAAACUAGCAUUUUGGAACAUUAAUCAUAACCAAUAGCUGUUAAGACAGUUAAGAUUUAAGCUAAUGUCAUUGAUAAUAGUGAAAACCAAGAUAUACUGUAUCUUUUCUUGCCUAUGAACUUCGUUAUUCUUUCAGUACACAGGAGCAAAGAGGUAUCUUAGAAGCCAUAUUUUUUUCUGUUUUUGCUUUUCCUUCAAAAACAUCACGACCGCAAAAUUAUUUGAACCACACGUGAAGAUACUCUACCCAUACCAAGCAAUCCUAAAAAAAUACUAAUUUUAGAGUGUUGCAGAGAGCAAUGACAUGUAAUGCAUUUGACUAUGCAUUCUAUGACUAUUCAUUUAAAUAAACCCCAGAUACAUGUAUUUUGUAUUGAUAAAAAUCAUUGUGCUGUGUCACUGCCAAAGUCUGCAGUCAAUAGUAACAGUUUAUUUCUGUGUCAUUUGUUUUUUUCACAAAGAAGAUUAUGCUUUAGGAAGAAAUAUUUGAAGACAUCCAACAUUAUGUUAAAUACA